AUGGAUUCUUCUUUUGUUGUGGACUUGACAGGAUAUAUUGGAUCAUUUUAAAAUAUAAUGGAUUUAAAAAAAAAAAAGAAGAACAUAUUGAUUUUAAUUGUGUGGAACAAAUUGAGUUGUCGGUUCUGAUGGCUGAACAUAGCUGCUGUCUAAAAUAAGCAGCUACAUUCAAGUGCCUCAUUUCAAGUUGAUAAAUAAAAGCGGGGUUUUCUUGUCUCUCUCGAAAAAAACGGUUUAAUUAUUGACAAGAAAUAAAAGUAUAAAUAAAUAAAUAAUAGUGAAAAUAAAUAGAAAUUAAAAUGGACAUAUCUAGUCCAAUUGAUGAUAGAUUUUCUGAUGAUUCAUUUAAAAAUUUGAGUCAAGAAAAUAUUCGUAGACAUUCAUUUUUAAGGUUAAGCACAAAAACAACAGCACCAAGACGUAUAUCAUUGCAUCAAAGUGUAUUAACACGUAAUAAUUUAGAUGAUUCAUUUAAUCAAAAAGUUAAAAAUGAUUCAAUUGAAUAUGAUGGUUCAUUUACUGUAUAUACAUCUGAUCGUUUACAUAUGAAACCAUCAAAUGAUCCAUUUGAUGGUAACAAUUGGUCACUACAUGAAAUGAUGGAAGACAGUGCAUCAACUGGUAUUGUACUUAAAUCAAAUGAACCAUGGCGACAAACAGCAACAAAAUUAUACAAUGAAUUUCUUGAAAUUAUUCAAGCACAUUCAAAUCAAACUCAGGUUUUUGAGACAAUUGGUGAUUUUAUACAAAAUUGUAGUGAUACAUUACAAAUAAUGCGUGAAAUGCAAUCAAAAGUUGAUACAACAAAACGUUCAAAUGAAGAAUUAAGUCUUGAAAAUGAAAGAAAUACAUGGCGUUUAAUAUAUUGUCUAUAUCAAAAUCGUUUAGCAUCACAAAAUUAUCAAAAUCAAAUGGAUUGUGAUGAUGAUGAUGACAAUAAUAAUACACAUAUAUCUGAAAAAGAUGUUAUAAAUAAUCUCAUUAAAAAUGAAUCACAAAUACGUGAAUAUCAAUUAAUAAUUGAUUGGCUUGAACAAAAUGCACUUGAUCAAGCUGAAUCAUUACCAAAAAUUGAGCAUUAUACUGAUAAAACAGUUGCAUGGGAAAAUACAAUACAUCAAAUAAAUAAUAAAAAAACUGGUAUAUCAUUUGGUUCAUUGAGACAAAUAGUAGAAUCAUUAGAUCCAGAUGCACCAAUACGUGAAGGUAAACCACUUCAUGAUCUUGAUAAAGAAGAUGAUAAAAGAUUAGAAAAACGUAUGUUUAUUGAAGUUAGAUGUGGACGUUUACAACGUGCCCAAGAAUUAGCAAUACAUUGUGGACAACCAUGGAGAGCAGCAUGUUUACUUGGUUGGCAACCACAUCAUGAUCCAAAUUAUAAUAAUCCAUUAAAUGAUACUAAAUUACCAAUUGAAGGUAAUCCAAAUCGUGGAUUAUGGAAAUUAAAUGCUUGGCAUAUGUCUAAAGAUACAAGAAUUGGUAUAUAUUAUCGUAGUAUUUAUGCUAGUUUAUGUGGUAAUGUUGAACAAUUACUUGAUGUUGCAUGUUCAUGGCAAGAUGGUUUAUGGUCAUAUAUGAAAACACUUAUGGAUAUUGAAGUUGAAAAUGAAUUACGUGGUAUUAUGAGUAAAAAUUAUCCAAAUAUGACUGAUGAUUAUUGGAAAUCUAAAAAAUCACUUGUUGAUAUAUUUGAUAAUCUUCAAUCAUCAAAAAUUAAUGAAAUUAGAAAUCAAUCAAAUAAACCAGAACAUAUUAUACAAAAAUAUUUAAUACUUGAUGAUAUACAAAAACUUAUGGAACAAAUUAAUAUAUGGAUUGAUGAUAAAAUAUGUCAACCACAAUUUAUACGUUUUUUAGCACAUUUAAUAUUAUUUUUACGUCAAAUUGGAAAAAAUAUUAAUGAUAAAAUUGCUAAUAAAGUAUUAUUGACAUAUGUUAAUGAUGUAUUAAUUGAAAUUGGUGAUUCAAUAUUAAUUGCAUAUUAUACAUCACAAUUACCAAAAGAUGAACAAAUUAUUAUUUAUGCAUCGUAUCUUGAAAAUAUUAAAAAUUAUGAUAUGAGAAAAAAAUGUUUAGUUGCUGCUGAAGAAGCUAAUUUAAAUGUUGAAGCUAUAACAAAAUUAGUUGUUGAAAAUAUUAGAAAUAAAAAUAUUGUUAAUAGUUUUGAUAAUAAUGAAUUAUCAUGUAAAAUUAAUGAUGAUGAUAUUGAAAAAAUUGAAGCAUUAGAUUGGUUAACAUUUUACGAGGGUCAACGUGAUGAAGCACUUUGGCAAGCAAAUGCAUUGAUACGUUAUUUUUUGACUUGUGAAAAAGUUGAUGCUGCUCGUAGAGCAUUCAACAAGAUGCCAGCUGAUUCAAUUGAAGUAAUUAUGAUGGAACAUCCAUCAUUGGAAGAAACAAUGCCAAAUGUUUCAAUUGUCAAUGAGCCAGUUUACAAGGCAUCAGCAUCAAUAAGAGAAUACUUGUGUUAUAAAGCUUAUCUUGAUGCUCAAGAAGGCUUUCAAGAAUGGUUUUCACAUUUUCAUCAGGGUAAACCUGCACCACUUGAAUCCAUGUCUACUUAUCCAACAUUUACUGAAAAAGUUGCACAUGAUCAUAAAAAAGCUCAGUAUGCAGCUGAGUUGGAGAGAUGGAAAUGUACAAUGGAACAUCACACUAAGGCGGUUAAACAACUUUUAUACAACAUUCUUCUGUUUCCUGAUGGUGGAUGGUUAUCAGACUCAAACACUGAUCCAGUUAGUGAGGAUACACCUGAACAUAUUCUUCGUAAACAUCAGCUAGAUAAAUUACGUAGUCUUUGUAUUCCAAAAGUUGUACUUUUAUUACUCAAUGUAAUGUCUGAAAUGAAUGAACAUGAAAAUUGUGUUGAACUUGCUGAUACAAUUGCAUCAUCACAAUAUAAAUUAUACAAACAUUUUUCAACAGAACGUAUGCGUGAAGUUUAUCGUAAAAUAUCAGAAUCAUCAAUAAUACUUAUGGAUCAGAAAAAAGAUGCUUGGGGUUAUUCAAGAUAAAAAAAAACUUUACCUGAAAUUAUUAAUUAUAUAGUUUUUGUGUUAUUUUUUCUAAAUAAACAAACAUCAGAUUUUUACAAAACGAAUUUUCUCAUUUUUAUUGUCAACCACAUUGAGUUAAUAUAAAAUUCAAUACAUUGUUAAUAAUAAUUAAAUAAUAAACUCAUAUUUUGUUAUAAUUUGUCAUGAAAACAAUUAGUAAUAAUAAAAAUAAUAAAAUAACAACAAUUAUAUAUAUGAAAAAUGAUUAUUUCUUUUUUUUUUUUUAAAUAUCAAGUAAACAUAAAUCAUUUAAAUUUAUUUUUGUUUUUUAAUUGGGUUGACUUUAAAUCCGAUUUAAACUUACAUACUAACACUAUCAUUUUGUUUGAUUUUUUUUUUUUUUAAAUUCGACUAAUAGACUACGAAACAAUUUUUUUUUUUCGUUCGUUGUUUUACAUAUUAUUUAUGGUUUUUAAAUAUAUAUAGAUUUUUAUUUUUUUCAUUUUUCAUUACAACCAUUUUGAUGAUGAAACAAUGAUUCAAUCGACAAUUAUUGUACUUUAUUAUAUUAAUAAUGAAAUUGAAUAUUUAGAUGAUUAAAAUAUCAUCAACGUCCACAUUUAAAAACUGCAUUAAAUUCGUCAAUAAUAUUUCACAAAAUAAAUUAUAAAAUAUCAUUGUUAAAUAAUAAUAACAAAAAAAUUUCUAUAAUAUUUUUAAGACAUUAUUUAAACAAUCAAAAAAAAAAAUCUACAUCAAAUUAAUAUUGAAUUUUAUUUAUUUAUUCAACUGAAAAUUAAUUUUUUAUUGUUUUUUUUUUUCAAUUUAAUAAUUAUAGAUAAAUAUUAGUUUUUUUUUUUUUUUUUUUAAAUUUUUUAGUUGAACAAUCGUUGUGUUAUUCAACAAUUUUGUUUUUAAAUUUCUAAAAAUUUUUUUUUUUAUUUAUUUACUUGUUUUUUUCAUUUUUUUUUUUUGUUUUUUUUUUUUUCUAUUUGAACUAGAAGAUUUCAUCGUCACUGUAGAUAUGUAGUAAAAAAAAAAAAAAAAAUAAGAAAAUGUGAUAUGACAUUUGAUUUGAUAUUCAAAGAUUAAAAAGUUAUUGACGAAUGAUUCUGAUUUUUUUUUUAAACAGUCAUCAAUGAAUCACCCAAAAAAGUAAAUAUUACUCUCAAAUAUUUUUCACAUUUCUAAUGUUAAUAAUAAUUAGUUACACAUUAUUAAAUAAAAUAAUUUUUAUAGCAAAAGACGCAUUUUCUAUUGUCUAAUUUAUUAAUAAUUUUUUAAAUAUUUAUUAUUUUCAUUUGUUAAUUAAUUAUUGAUGAUAUAAUAAUAAAAACUAUUUUGAUAUUUUUUAUAUAUUUUAGACAAAUUAUAAUCACUUUGAAUAAUUAUCAUCAUAAAUAUAAUAAUAUUGAUAAAUAAAUUUUCUAAAUAUUUAUUAUUAUCAUUAUUUUAAUUAUUGUAUCUAUUAUUUAAUUGUUAAGUUCUAAUUUACAUUUGAUUUCAUUGAAAAUUAAUUUAGAUGAUAUAUUUUUUAAACGAAAAAAAAAUAAAAAAUGAUUGAAGUUUCUUAAAUUUAUUAUACAUCAGUUUAUCUUUGUUAGUGUUAAUUUUAAUUUUAUAUAUUUUUACAUAAUUGUUGCGUUUCAGUAAGUCAAGCUGAUGACGACAAAGUAUUCCAAUUAUUAUUUAUUAAUUAUUUUUAUAUAUCAUUAUUAUCAGAUGAUAAUUUAUUAUUGUCACAUUCACAGAAGUAGGAUUCCAUUUUCCCUUAAACUAUACAUUAUUUUAAUUAUUAUCGAAUCAAUUUGCUUACAAUUUGUGUGCAAUUAUUGUCACAUUAUUAAUUAUCGUCUUUUUUUUUUUUUUACAUUUCUAUUAUUUAUUUAUACAUUAAUAACGAAUUUUAUAUUUUUAUGAUAUUGUCAAUGUUAAGUCUAUUGCCAAAUCGUAGUGCUAUAUUAUUGUUAAGUUAUUAUCAUUAUUAUUUUUGAUAUUACACGACUAAAUAUCUUGACAAAAAAAUCUGAAAUAUCUACUAGUAAUUUCGAAAAAAAAAUUAAUUAUUUAGGACAAAUUAUAGAGGUAUUAUUUUAAUUAUUGAAAUGUAAUUUUAAUAAUUUAAUAAAUAGAAAAAAAAAGAAAAAAAUUACUAUAGAAAUUAUUAACCAGAAUAUUUUAUUUCGAAAUUAUUUAACAGAGAAAUUUUAGUUUCGAAAUUAUUCAACAGAGAAAUUUUAGUUUCGAAAAUUUAGUCGAUCAAGAUAUUUAGUCGUGAAAUAGUAUUAUUUAACAUAUUUUAUUUUCAUGCUCAAGAUGUAUCAAUAUUAAUUUGAUUAAUUUUUUAUUUUUUAAAUAAUUUUUUUUAGAAAUCUGUAUAUGCGUGAAAAUAAUUAUUUACUUGUUGACAACCCCCACCAGAACAAUAUGGAUGGAUCUAUUAAACAAUAAACUAAAAAGAAAUUAAUA
Aphidius gifuensis is the source of this 5465-nucleotide messenger RNA. It is a transcript of the gene Nup107, whose product is annotated as nuclear pore complex protein Nup107. Gene Ontology annotation, molecular function: structural constituent of nuclear pore. Lineage: Eukaryota; Metazoa; Arthropoda; Insecta; Hymenoptera; Braconidae. The transcript is spliced from 5 exons. The coding region runs from base 300 to 3014 and encodes 904 amino acids. Gene Ontology annotation, cellular component: nuclear pore; nuclear pore outer ring. Gene Ontology annotation, biological process: post-transcriptional tethering of RNA polymerase II gene DNA at nuclear periphery; regulation of DNA-templated transcription; mRNA export from nucleus. The record is from RefSeq and is a predicted model, not a curated record.